This is a messenger RNA of Rasamsonia emersonii CBS 393.64, 2268 nucleotides long. Its product is annotated as Neutral/alkaline nonlysosomal ceramidase. Gene Ontology annotation, molecular function: N-acylsphingosine amidohydrolase activity. The transcript is spliced from 2 exons. NCBI's taxonomy places the organism in Eukaryota, Fungi, Ascomycota, Eurotiomycetes, Eurotiales, Trichocomaceae. Gene Ontology annotation, biological process: sphingosine biosynthetic process; long-chain fatty acid biosynthetic process; ceramide catabolic process. The record is from RefSeq and is a predicted model, not a curated record. Bases 1 to 2268 code for a protein of 755 amino acids. Gene Ontology annotation, cellular component: extracellular region.
AUGGCGCGCUCUGCACUGGCUGCCAUCGUAGCCGGCGCCUUCUUGGGCCUGGUGGUGAUACUGCAGUUGGUUGCGACAAUCGGCGAGCCUCGACAACCACACAACUUCGGAUUCCAGACUCUGCGCAAGGAAAGAACGGAUGACACCAUCUUCCUUCUGGGGGCUGGGAAAGCUGAUAUCACCGGACCUGUGGUGGAAGUGGCCUUAAAUGGCUAUGCCAACAUAAGCCAGGUGGGAACUGGUUUGCGGCAGAGAAUCUAUUCUCGCGCGUUUAUUAUUGCCGAUCCCAAUAACGAGAACAACACCUUCAUUUACAUCGUCUUGGAUGCCCACUCCGGCGAUACCGCCGUUAGGCAUGGUAUCUUGCAGGGUUUGGCAGCUUUGGGACCAGAGUAUGCUCGCUACGGCGAGCACAACCUGGCUCUGACGGGAACGCACUCCCAUGCUGGCCCGGGUGCCUGGAUGAACUACCUCCUACCCCAGAUCCCUACGCUGGGAUUUGAUAAAGAGAGCUAUGAUGCGAUCGUCAAUGGCGCUUUGCUGUCAAUUCAGCGAGCGCAUGAGAGUUUGACGCCGGGACGCCUUAGCCUGGGCACCAUCGACAUUCCCGAUGGCAAUAUCAACCGAAGCCCGUAUGCCUACUUGGCCAAUCCGGCAGAAGAGAGAGCCCGUUAUCAGUACGACACAGACAAGACUCUCACUCUCCUCAGAUUUGACCGCGCCUCAGACAGCAAGACAACGGCCAUCUUGACCUUCUUUUCCGUCCACGGCACUUCCCUCUACGAGAACAACACCCUCACGGCCGGCGACAAUAAAGGGGUCGCGGAGUGGCUUUUCGAGCGAAGCGUGGCCAACGACACAAGAUUUGCAGAGAACUUUGUUGCCGGUUUCUCUCAAUCCAGUGUCGGCGACACCUCCCCCAACGUGCUAGGUGCGUACUGUGAAGAUACCGGACUUCCAUGCCGCUUUGAAGAUAGCACCUGCAACGGCAGCACGGAGCUUUGCCGUGGCCGCGGGCCUUACUUUUACGAGAAUGAUGCCGGUUCAAAGAGCUGUUUCGAGAUGGGCCGCCGCCAGUAUGCAGCUGCGAAGCAGCUCUACGACCAAAUGGACUCCAAUGGAACCCAGAUCGUGGGCAGCUCCUCCGUCGCAUCCUUCCACGUCUACCAGGAUCUCACGAACUACACCUUCAUAUCACCGUUCAAUUCCAGCACGCUCCGCACUUGCUAUGCUGCGCUGGGGUACUCUUUUGCGGCCGGGACUACGGACGGUCCGGGACAGUUUGAUUUUACUCAGAAUGGCACCGGUCCGGCAGAAUCCAACCCGCUGUGGAAAAUAGCACGAGCAUUCGUCCAUCAGCCGUCCCCAGAGCAGCAAGCUUGCCAGGCGCCCAAGGACAUUUUACUGGAUGCGGGGGCUAUCUCGUUGCCCUAUCCGUGGGCCCCGAAUAUUGUCGACAUUCAAGUCCUCCGGGUGGGACAGCUGCUGAUCGUCGUUUCAGCCAGUGAAGUCACUACCAUGUCUGGGCGUCGAUGGAAGGCGGCAAUUGCCAAUGCCUCGGCCGAGGUCCUUUCGAUCAAGGAUCCGUUGGUGGUCCUGGGAGCUCCGGCCAACACAUACGCGCACUACCUGGCUACGGAAGAAGAGUAUAGUGUGCAGCGCUAUGAGGGCGCUUCCACUCUGUUCGGGCCCAACACGCUGGCGGCUUACGUCAAUCUGUCACUCACCUAUCUUCCUUAUCUGGGCAGUCCUUCGGAUGUGGCGUCGCUGCCUCCGAUUCCCUCGGGGCCCACUCCGCCUAUUGAUACCAAUGUGUCUCUCAGUUUCAUUCCUGGCGUUGUGUACGAUGGGGCCCCGAUCGGCAAGUCGUUUGGCGAUGUUCUUUCCUCGUCGCCCACCAACGUGACCUAUGGCUCUGGCGAUCUCGUCAACACGACUUUUGUUGGCGCCAAUCCUCGAAACAACCUGCGCCAGGAAGGAACGUUUGCCGCGGUCGAGUGGCAAGACCCCGCGUCUGGGUCGUGGAAAGUCGUUCGCAAUGACAGCGACUGGAAUCUAGUAUACCAUUGGGAGCGCACCAACACCGUUCUCGGAUAUAGUGAAGUGACCCUGGUGUGGCGGAUUGAGGAUGAUUACUAUAAUACUGGGAAUCCCAACCCGUUGCAGAGCGGUUCGUACCGACUGCAUUAUUAUGGUGACUCCAAGGAUGUGUCUGGCAAGAUUUCAUCUUUCGAGGGCAUUGGCAAUGUCUUCACCGUUCAAGUUUAG